AGCAGCACACACGGAACGUCUUUUUAAAGACGCGUCUUUUUAAAAAUGCCUUUCCGAUUGUGUGUUAUUCCUGGUUGUGGUCGUUAUCUCUCAACUAUGGAUGGUCAUGAUUGCUGUCUUUCAUGUCUGGGCGCGACCCACAUGGAGGCAGCGUUUGUGGAUGGUUCAUGUUCUUAUUGCAAGAACAUGACCAUGGCAAUGUUGUGGUCGUGGCUUGCUUUCGUGUAGCCCACCGCAGGAAGCUGAUGCCACCCGUCUCACAGUCGGCGCCUAAGAACCCACAGAGGUUGUCAAAGUGCCCCUGAGAUGGGCGACCCAGGGACGAGGGAACCCACACACCUGGAGCUGGUAAGAAGACCACUCCAUCCCCCGGUGGAGGGCCAGGUGGAAAAUAUUUUGUUGCCUUUUUGUAUGAUUUCGCCGCAUUUCCAAGUGGCUGUGGUACCCAACAGUUCAGCAAAAGAGCGGCUUCCUUCCUCCCUGGGUCACAUACCCGGUGUGCACGGUCGUCAUCACGACUACCGUCCACGGGUUUUUUCUUGCAGGAUUGGCGCUACAGUGGUGGUCUUUCCACCCCUGAGUGCCCAGCUGUGGAACACAGCCGCCCCCGAUGUGGCAGUCUCCACGGGUUACGAGGACAGGCCUCUUCCUCCCCCAUCCCAGGCUGUUCCGGGGGUGGUCACAGGGAGCCAGGUAAGUGCUUCGAUGUCCCUAGAUUCAGCAUGGCCACAACGUGGUGUGGCACCUCGAGCUCCACCCCGCCGCGAGGCCCCACCUGCCGGUAUGUCCGACGACGUCCCCUUGGUUCCCCUUGCACGGAACUUGGACACGUGGCUUGCGCUUUCCAAUCCGUCACGAUGGCUGAUCCGGACCGUCCGACACGGCUACGUGAUUCAGUUCGCCAGGCGCCCGCCCAGGUUCAGUGGUAUUCACUUCACCUUGGUCAAGAGCAAAAACGCUGCUACCUUGCACGCGGAGAUCGCUACCCUCCUACGGAAGGGCGCGAUAGAACCUGUCCCUCCAGCCGAGAUGAAGAAGGGGAUUUACAGCCCCUACUUCAUCGUACCGAAAAAAGUCCUGCGAGUACUGAACCGGGCCUUACACAGACUCCCGUUCAAGAUGCUGACGCAAAAACGCAUUCUGGUGAGCAUCCGGCAUCAAGAUUGGUUCGCGGCGGUAGACCUGAAGGAUGCGUACUUCCACGUCUCGAUCCUUCCUCGACACAGACCCUUCCUGCGGUUUGCAUUCGAGGGUCAGGCAUAUCAGUACAAAGUCCUCCCUUUUGGCCUGUCCCUGUCUCCUCGCAUCUUCACGAAUGUCGCAGAGGCUGCCCUUGCCCCGUUAAGGGAGGUGGGCAUUCGCAUUCUCAACUACCUUGAUGACUGGUUAAUCCUAGCUCACUCUCGAGACAUGUUGUGCGCACACAGGGACCUGGUGCUCUCACACCUCAGCUGAUUAGGGCUUCGGGUCAACUGGGAAAAGAGCAAGCUCCUCCCGGUUCAGAGCAUCUCUUUUCUUGGUUUGGAGUUGGACUCAGUCUCCUUGACGGCACGCCUUAUGAACGAGCACGCCCAGUCGGUGCUGGCCUGUUUGAAGGCGUUCAAACAGAAAACAGCGGUUCCACUGAAACUUUUCAGAGGCUCCUGGAGCAUAUGGCAUCCUCGGCGGUGGCCACCCCGCUCGGGUUGAUGCAUAUGAGGCCGCUUCAGCACUGGCUCCAGACUUGAGUCCCGAGAUGGGCAUGGCACCACGGGACACAUCGCGUGGUCAUCACACCGGUCUGUCACUGUCUUUUCAGCCCUUGGACCGACCUCUUGUUUCUACGGGCAGGUGUUCCUCUAGGACUGGUCUCCAGGUGCGUCGUGGUCAAGACAGACACCUCCAAAACGGGCUGGGGCACUGUUUGCAAUGGGCACACAGCCACCGGCCUCUGGACGGGUCCGCGACUGCAUUGGCACAUCAACUGGCUGGAGUUGUUGGCAAUUCUGUUCGCCCUGCGGAGGUUUCAGCCUUUGAUCCAGGGCAAGCACGUGUUAGUUCGGACAGACAACACGGCAACGGUAGCAUAUGUCAACUGCUCGUUGUAUAUCACAACUCGCCCGCCAUCUCCUCCUCUGGAGUCAGCAGCACUUCAAGUCGUUGCGAGCCACUCAUAUCCCGGGCAACCUCAACACUACAGCGGACGCGCUGUCACGGCAGGUUAACCUCAGGGGAGAGUGGAGACUCCACCCUCAGGUGGUCCAGCUGAUUUGGAGUCAAUUCGGAUAGGCACAGGUGGACCUGUUCGCCUCCCAAGAAUACUCCCACUGUCCGCUCUGUUACGCCCUCCAAGGCUCCCCUCGGCAUAGACGCGCUGGCACACAGCUGGCCCCCUAAGUGGUGUUCUUCCCGACGGGAAGACCCCCAGAGAUGCGCAGUCGGAUCAGUGCUUUCCUGCCUGCAGGAGAGGUUGGAAGGGAGGUUGUCCCCUUCCACCUUGAAGGUGUACGUUGCCGCCAUAGCAGCACACCACGACGCAGUCGACGUAAGUCCUUAGGGAAGCACGACCUGAUCAUCAGGUUCCUAAGAGGUGCCAGGAGGCUGAAUCCCUCCAGACUGCACCUCGUUCCCUCAUGGGACCUCUCUGUAGUUCUUCAGGGUCUACAGAGAGCCUCCUUUGAGCCUUUGCAGUCAGCCGAGCUUAAGGCACUCUCCUUGAAGACUGCCCUCCUGACUGCACUCACUUCCAUCAAGAGGGUAGGAGACCUGCAAGCGUUCUCUGUCAGCAAAACGUGCCUGGAGUUCGGUCUGGGUUACUCUCACGUGAUCCUGAGACCCCAACCGGGCUAUGUGCCCAAGGUUCCCACGACCCUUUUUAGGUUCCAACACCUUUGCAAGGUUCUACAACCUCCGGGUGGAACCGGUUUCGUCCCAGGUAGUGGCACGCAACACAAGCGGAUAAGCCCGGGAUAGCCGGCCGGGUGUAUCGCUUGCACAUAGCACCUUCCACUUCCUUUUGAGCUGAAGACGUGCGCCAUUAAUUCCCAGUAGUGUUCACAAGUUUUUUCCCUGAUUGACUUCCUCCGAGCCCUGUGGCAGUCGAGUUUUCGGAGAGACUCGCUGCCGGCCCAGUACACGUGCUAACUAAGAGUCCUGUUCUGGGGUAGGUGCUCCUGUAAGGCUAACCCCAUGCGAUAUAUAUCUUCCGCUAAUUUGUUUCCCUGUUGGCAAACUGCGUCUUCCUUGGGCAGAACCCCUCUGCCCCAGUCUCCAUGUUUGUAGUAACUCCUCCCCCAUUGGGUAGGAUCUACCUUGAAGACUCUCCACAUGGUUGGAAAGACCAUGUGACGUAUUCUUCCACUUAAAUAUCCCCCCUCUCUUUGGGCGAGGUGUGGUCUCUGCAGUGUCUUCCCCUUGGGAGGGACACCCCCCGACUAGACCUGGCGGCCCUGUCGGAUAAUCCCCCUUCUUUUUUAGGGAGUGGAAAAAAGAGAAGGGGAAAAGAGGCCACGACUGGGUUAAGCCUGUCUCUAUCUCUUGGGUAGUUGGCUUGUCCCCAAAGGGCCGUUCGACACUCAUAACUAUGUUUGGGGAGGAUACGUGUCAACCUGGUGUGCUGGCUAUGAGGCACACAGUAGUCUGCCCACCACACACUGCCAGUUCACGUAACACAGUUCAGCCAAUUGUGGCAUUUCAUAUAGGGACCCCUAGUGUCACUACAUCGACACAACGUCGAGUGAGUGACAGAUAGGGAAUGUCGUGGUUACACAAGUAACCACAACGUUUUCUUGCAUUGUUGGGUUUUUAGAAUGAGCUGCUUUUUGAUUACUCGUAUAUUGUUGUGCAUGUAAACACAUGUAAUGAAUUUGCUUAAUGAGGAACCAGUAUUUAUGAGAACAUUUUGCUAGAACUGCUAGGACUUAGCCCUUUAGUGAAAUUGUUACUUUGAUUUGUUCAGAUU
Molecule: messenger RNA, 3940 nt
Organism: Myxocyprinus asiaticus (Chinese sucker)
Lineage: Eukaryota; Metazoa; Chordata; Actinopteri; Cypriniformes; Catostomidae
Exons: 2
Coding region: 307-1455 (382 amino acids)
Source: RefSeq, a predicted model, not a curated record